Molecule: messenger RNA, 1608 nt
Organism: Darwinula stevensoni
Lineage: Eukaryota; Metazoa; Arthropoda; Ostracoda; Podocopida; Darwinulidae
Source: the annotation of a GenBank genome assembly
AUGUUUGCCAUUGAUGGGACGGCAAUCCAAGUGCAUGCCCCAGCUGCAGGAGUGAUUGAGGAAUUAUUUGUGGAAGAUGGAGCCAGUGUCCAGGCUGGAGCAAAGCUCUUCAAACUUCGUAUCACUGGAGAGGCACCAAAGAAAGCAGAAGCAGUAUCCCCUGAGAUAAAGGAGAAGCCAGUUGAGCCGAAAAAAGAAGUUGCACCCCCACCUCCUCCUCCUCCUCCUCCUGGAAAGGAGGAGCCACACCUGAGAUCCCCUGAUUUCUUGAAACCUCCUCCACCACCACCACCCCCUCCUGCAGGAGGAGGCAGGCCUCCCCCACCAUCAACCCCACCCAGACCCCCACCCUUGCCCAAGGGCCCCAAGGAAACUAUUACCGCUGCACAGUUCCAGGCCCAGCCGGCCUUGUCUACCCCAACAUGGAUGAAGAACUCAUUUGUCAUUGAAGGAACGAGGACAGAGCAGCGUAUCAAGAUGAACCGCAUGCGUCUCAGGAUAUCGCAGCGAUUGAAGGAUGCUCAGAAUGUCCAUGCCAUGCUCACCACCUUUAAUGAAAUUGAUAUGAGCAAUGUCAUGGAGUUGAGGAAGACUCAUCAAGAAACAUUUGUAAAGAAGUAUGGAAUGAAAAUGGGUUUCAUGGCUGCAUUCAUCAAGGCUUCAGCCUAUGCCCUGAAGAAUCAGCCAGUCAUGAAUGCCAUCAUCGACGGUAACAAGAUCGUUUGCAGGGACUACAUCGAUAUUUCGGUGGCNCCUCCUCCUCCUGGAAAGGAGGAGCCACACCUGAGAUCCCCUGAUUUCUUGAAACCUCCUCCACCACCACCACCCCCUCCUGCAGGAGGAGGCAGGCCUCCCCCACCAUCAACCCCACCCAGACCCCCACCCUUGCCCAAGGGCCCCAAGGAAACUAUUACCGCUGCACAGUUCCAGGCCCAGCCGGCCUUGUCUACCCCAACAUGGAUGAAGAACUCAUUUGUCAUUGAAGGAACGAGGACAGAGCAGCGUAUCAAGAUGAACCGCAUGCGUCUCAGGAUAUCGCACAAUGUCAUGGAGUUGAGGAAGACUCAUCAAGAAGCAUUUGUAAAGAAGUAUGGAAUGAAAAUGGGUUUCAUGGCUGCAUUCAUCAAGGCUUCAGCCUAUGCCCUGGAGAAUCAACCAGUCGUGAAUGCCGUCAUCGACAAUAAUGAGAUCGUUUACAGGGACUACAUUGAUAUUUCAGUGGCUGUCGCCAGCCCAAAGGGGCUGGUGGUGCCAGUGCUACGAAACGUGGAGGUGAUGAAUUUCGCUGACAUCGAGCUGGGUGUGGCAGCCCUGGCCGAGAAGGCACGGAAGGGAGAAUUGGCCAUUGAGGACAUGGACGGAGGGACGUUCACCAUCAGCAAUGGAGGCGUGUUCGGCUCCCUCAUGGGGACGCCCAUCAUCAACCCGCCCCAGUCGGCCAUUCUAGGCAUGCACGCCAUCUUUGACAGACCUGUGGUGAUCAGACCGAUGAUGUACGUCGCAUUGACCUACGAUCAUCGGCUGAUCGACGGGAGAGAGGCGGUGACCUUCCUCAGAAAGAUCAAACAAGCUGUGGAAGAUCCUCGAUGUCUUCUUCUAGGGCUGUAG